Messenger RNA from Funneliformis mosseae, 466 nucleotides. The record is from the annotation of a GenBank genome assembly. Lineage: Eukaryota; Fungi; Glomeromycota; Glomeromycetes; Glomerales; Glomeraceae.
UCCCCUUUUGGAAAAGAGUAGGGAUGAUUUUGAAGACAGGUUAAGUAGACUUCCGCACAAACCUGCUGGAAACCCAAUCAUACGUUUCUUGGAGUUAAUUGGAAUAUUUGACAAAGCGUUCACCAGUCACGCAAAUGCUGAGAAUGUAAAUCAUAAGCUAUAUCGUGGACAACAAUGGAACUUUGGUCAAUUUGAUCAAGCAUUACUAAACACUCGUCCAAUAUAUAAACUCAAUUUGAACGAAGGGAUGGCGAAUUCGGAAAUCUUUGAUCCCAUAAAACCUGGUUCAUUACAAUAUCGUGCGUGGACAAAUGAAUUGAGAGCUCUUUUAGAUGAGUGGGGAACGGCUGGUUUUGACGGUCAUUCCGACGAAUCAAAGUAUAUGUGGACCAUAGAUCAACUAUAUGAAGCUGUGCAAGAAAGUCAAGGAGGUCUAUUGGCCGGUUAUUUUCCAUAUAAAGCCGUG